CUCACUAUGGGCAGCACAUAAGGCGGUGGUCAGAGGCACACUAAUUGAACAGGCCACCAGACUCAAAAAACAGAAGCUCAAAGAAUUAGAACACCAUAUAACCUGCCUGAAAAUCGCCUCGGCCCAACACAAAAUCGAUCCCUCCCUAGACAAGCUAGCGCAAAUACAAACCCACCAACGGGCUAUCAAAACCUUCAUGGCCAAAGACUCCAAAAAGGCGCUCCUAUGGACUAAACAACUAUUCUACGAUAAAUCCAAUAAAGCGGACUCGCUUUUAGCCCGCAAACUCCGCCAAAAAACGUGA
Messenger RNA from Pelobates cultripes (western spadefoot toad), 304 nucleotides. Lineage: Eukaryota; Metazoa; Chordata; Amphibia; Anura; Pelobatidae. The record is from the annotation of a GenBank genome assembly.